Messenger RNA from Saxophila tyrrhenica, 900 nucleotides. RefSeq lists its product as uncharacterized. Bases 1 to 900 code for a protein of 299 amino acids. The record is from RefSeq and is a predicted model, not a curated record. NCBI's taxonomy places the organism in Eukaryota, Fungi, Ascomycota, Dothideomycetes, Mycosphaerellales, Extremaceae. The transcript is spliced from 2 exons.
AUGCGGCUCCUCAACAUCCAUACCCUGGAGCUGGAGGAGUUCUUCGAGCAAAACAUUCCACCGUACUUCAUCCUUUCGCAUCGCUGGCAAGGGAAGGAGGUCACUUACAAAGAUUUUGUCAAGGGUCGUUGCUCUAGAGACAGUCCUGGGUACAGGAAGAUACUGGAAUGUUGUAACUUUGUGAAGGAGUUCCACAAUUCACGAUACAUCCGCUCUUUUCAAGAGCAUCCAGAAGGUGCACUGAGGGACGCUAUGCACAGGGACAAGCUCCAGUGGGUUUGGAUCGACACUUGCUGCAUCGACAAACGAUCGAGUGCAGAGCUAUCUGAGGCCAUCAACUCCAUGUUCGCAUGGUAUCAGAACGCUGUUGUUUGCAUCGCUUAUCUCUCUGAUGUGUACUCCCUGACCGGAAGCGGCUCGAAAGCGUUCAAAAACAGUGAAUGGUUUCGGAGGGGAUGGACGCUCCAAGAAUUACUCGCGCCUUCCGUUGUCGUCUUCUGCGAUGUGCGGUGGGAGGUGCUCGGCUAUCUCGACAAAGCGGUGUACCCGGCACGCGGACGAUGUAGCAGGACAGCAGAGUCGAAGCUCGCUCCUCUGCUCACGGAGAAGGUGUCCAGCGCAACUGGCAUUGCCGAACGGUACCUCUCCAAACUCCGGGGCACGGAAUGUUCGGUUUGGCACGCAAGUAUAGCAGAACGCAUGAGCUGGGCUGCAGACCGCAAGACUACACGGAAAGAGGACGCCAGCUAUUGUCUACUCGGUAUCUUCAACGUCAACAUGCCGCUUCUUUAUGGUGAGGGCUCCAAGGCCUUCCACCGCCUUCAAGAGGCCAUCAUCCAAUCAUCCAAUGAUAAGUCGAUCUUUGAUUAUGACGACACGUAUUUCUACGAUGGUCCUUGA